Messenger RNA from Hibiscus syriacus, 1591 nucleotides. Its product is annotated as dof zinc finger protein DOF2.2-like. The record is from RefSeq and is a predicted model, not a curated record. Gene Ontology annotation, biological process: regulation of DNA-templated transcription. Bases 338 to 1360 code for a protein of 340 amino acids. NCBI's taxonomy places the organism in Eukaryota, Viridiplantae, Streptophyta, Magnoliopsida, Malvales, Malvaceae. Gene Ontology annotation, molecular function: DNA binding; DNA-binding transcription factor activity. The transcript has a single exon.
UUCUUUGAUGAUAGAUAUACACCAUAAUGAUAAGCUCUUCUAUAUCUCUUUACCAUUGAUAGAAUAUUAAAGCAUCACAAAGUCAUUCUUAUGCACCCAAAAACAGUAAAGAAAAGCCAAAGCCAAAGCCAGCUCAAGUGAGAUCACAAAGGCAAGUCAUGUUUCAAAUCUCUCCUCUCAUGGUCAUGGAUCAUGCAUGAGUUGAAGACAACAAACCCUAUUUUAAUCUCUUUUUCAAGCCACUAAAAACUCAACAGAUAAAGAAACACAUAUCUGCUUCUUUGCUUUUCUGUUUCUUCUUUUUCUCUUUUGGAUUGUUGUAGAUCUAUAUACAAAGAUGAUUCAAGAACUCCUAGGAGGCUCUUCUGGGUUUAAUUUUGGAGAUGGCGGUACUGCUGGGAGGAAAUUCUCCAUCAAUGGAUCCAUUUUGGAUGGUACAACGACAACUACUACUGCCUUUACUUCUUCUCCAUCCCCAUCGCCUUCUCCUUCUUCCACGGUUUCACAGUCGUCGACUAAUAACUCCCCCGCUUCGGCCGUAAAGUCCGACCAGAGCCAGAAUUUGAGGUGUCCCAGAUGUGAUUCGCCCAACACCAAGUUUUGUUAUUACAACAACUACAAUCUCACUCAGCCUCGUCACUUUUGCAAGACUUGUCGUCGGUAUUGGACCAAAGGAGGUGCUCUCAGGAACGUUCCCAUAGGAGGUGGGUGUAGGAAGAACAAGAACACUUCUACUGUUUCGACAACGUUGGGAAAAUCGAGUGCUGCUAAGAUGAAGACACUAGUGUCGGAUAUUGGAAGAUCUAGUCACGGAAAUGGGUUUGACCAUGAGCUUCAAUCUAAUCCAAUCCUUUGGGCAUCCCCCCAGAGCUCUAAUCUUCUAGCCUUAUUGAGAACUACCCAAAACCCUAACUCUAACACUUUGUCCACUGAUAUCAAGGACGAAGAGAUGAGCUUGCUUGGAUCACAUGUCAUGAACGAGUCAGCAGUUGGGAGCACUGGUGCGUUAAAUGCUCGAACCCUGGGCUUGGAUCCUCUUUCACAGGUCCCUUCUCUGGGACUUUGCAGCUCUUUGUGGAGAAACAAUCAACACCAAGCUCAACAGCAACAACAUAACAAUAAUAACAAUGGAUCGUUCAUACUAGGUGAAGUUCAGAACACAGGGACUCAAGAACUCUAUCAGAGGCUGAAAUCAUCAUCAAAUUAUUACUACGAUAGCUCGGCUGUAGUUCUAAGCAAUGUGGGUUCUUCAUCAAUUCUGGAGCCGGCUCCAAUUGCAGGUGGAGAAUCGGGUUACUGGAAUCCGGCAGUCUCUUCCUCAUGGUCCGAUCUCCGAACAACUAAUGGUGCAUAUCCGUAACAUCCCUUUUUCUCUCCCUUUCAUUUUAUCUCAGUUUUUAAUAUGCCAAUGUGGUUGCCGUGCCUUCUGGUAUAUGAAUAUAUAUGGCUGUAGUGGUUUUCAAUUCUUUUUUUCCCAUUAAUUUUCUCUUUGAAGUGUGGUUUGAGGUGUGUUUGAUUAACUUAUUAGAGUGUACCAAGGAUGAAGACGAAGUAAAAACCAUGGGGAAAAAUGUUAGUAGUUUUAUUUUCA